AUGACGACAGCGAGCCAUAGCCACCUCCAGGCUGCUCUCUCUCCCCGGACCACCCGACGUAAUAUGCUUGCAACUGAGCUGACUCAGUCUCUCCGACGUAAGCUUCUCUGGGAGCGCCAACAGAAGUCCUCAACAGCCAACGCCGUUCUCAGGCGACGUCACACCUCCCACGACGUCGCCAACCUGAAGCAGUACCCCGAAGAGAUCUGCAUGAAUAAUACAGAAGAUGCUCCGGUCGCUCCGCAGUACUUCUCCAAGGGCACUGGCUUUGGAGAUUACCACUCUAAGGGAUGGAGCCUCUCUCGCCCAAGGUUACUUCAUCCACCACUGCUGUCUGCGGCUCCUCCCAUUUCCGAGUUCCAAUUCGCCGCGCAGAUGACCAUUCUCGCACCAUCGUCUCGUCUGCUGCCAGCCAAGUGCAUCACGCACAAUGAGCAGUCCAUAAUUGCCCUUGGUGGGUAUUGUUUUUCUAGUAAGCAGGGUCGAGGCAUCCACAACUUGCGGCUCAUUCCUGUCUCUGCCUUGAAGCGCAAGAUGUUCCAAGUUGGCGGCUCCUCCGAGGGUGACAGCUCCUUGAGAAAUGCCUUCACUUCCAGGCAAAGCUCACUCCUUCAUGGAAAGACGAGAUAA
Messenger RNA from Colletotrichum truncatum, 630 nucleotides. RefSeq lists its product as uncharacterized. The record is from RefSeq and is a predicted model, not a curated record. Lineage: Eukaryota; Fungi; Ascomycota; Sordariomycetes; Glomerellales; Glomerellaceae. Gene Ontology annotation, biological process: mitochondria-nucleus signaling pathway; negative regulation of transcription by RNA polymerase II; regulation of nitrogen utilization. Gene Ontology annotation, cellular component: cytoplasm.